GGUUCGACCUGAUGGAAUACUUCAAAGUGGGAAACAUACUGGGAUCAAGGAUUGAUGAGGGCCAGAGCUCCUAUGUUCGACUUGGGACCAUGCCUAUUGUACAACAGACAGAGUGAGUGAACUAUUCUGUAUUUGCUGUGACAAAUAUCAUGCAAUAUCGCGCAGGCCACAAGGCAAUGGCAGUCAUGGCACAGGUGUAAUAUUUGGCCGUGUGCAUAGACUGGUUGGUUGUUUAGCAACAAAACCAACGUGUGCGCAACUAUGGGGCAAAACAGACUGGGAAUUGGCUUAGAUUGUUGACAACAUGUAAACUAUAUUUAAUAUCCAAAUAUUUAUUGAAAACAUAAUCACAUUUGCACAAUGAGCACUUGUUGUCUCUCAAAUACAUUGUUACAGUUGUUGGUUAGCUAGCUAGUGAAUUUUUGCCAUAUUAGCACAGACAUGACAUUAGUCAAAACACCUCAAAACAGGUAUCAAUAACAAGAUACAACGAGCCUCCUAUGAUUCCCCACAUAGCAGCUUCUUGUCAUUGUUGCUAGAGAUCUGACCAUUCAGAAUCAUAACACCACAAUGCCUUCUGCCCCAUCGAUGCGCACAUCAUUUUCAUGACGUUGUCAGCCAACCCGUCUAUACCGAUGAUGAAUCUAAACCCUGGUUCUGGCUAGAGGGAGUACAGCUAGGGCUGUUACGGUGACCGUAUUACUGCCACACAGGCGGUCACUAGACAUGACGGCAGUCAAAUUCCACCUAACCGUUUAGUCACGGUAAUGUAUUUAAGUACGUUGUUGUAGUGGGGACAGUAACAUUAGUAAUCUCUAAAAAUUAUACUUUAAGGAAACAGUUUUUUAUAAAGUGUAUGUAUAUAUAUAUAUAUAUAUAUAUAUAUAUAUUUUAUGUUUAGCUCACAUAAUAUAAUUAAAAAAUAUGUAUUAAGGUGUCUGUAAUAUAAUACAUGUAUAUAAACAAAUGUACACAUUAAUGUAUUUCUAUAGCUUCCAAAAUAUUUUUUAUAACAGUGGAGGCAAGAUGGAGGCACGGUGGCUUCAACACAGCGCCCCCUAUCAGUUAUCUAAUGUAUAUAUAAACCAUUGGUCUAUACAAGCCUUGAAUUACCAGAAUGCGUAAUAGCGCUACAAUUUUGUGCCAGUUCUUAGAUGUUAUUCAAUUGAAGUCAAUGUAUUUUUCUCUUUAGUCUAAGUAUUUUUCUUCCUCAUUAAUUAUAAUGUUAUAAUUUUUUAUGGUAGUUGAAAAGCUAAACGAACAACAACAGUUAGUGAUGAAUAGCUCAGUUGCAAGCCGAUUGAUCAAAUCAAAGUUUAUUGGUCGCGUACACAGUUUAGCAGAUGUUAUAGCGGGUGCAGCGAAAUGCUUGUAUUACUAGCUCCUAACAGUGCAGUAAAAUGUCAAACAAGUUCACAAAUAAUGAAUAAUCCAAAACUAGAAACAAGAAAUCAAGAAUGUCAGAACUAAUCUAAUUAACAACCCAAAUAACACUGUAUCUAAAUCUAUACAUAUACUUUAUAUACCAAACAGAUAUAGUAAGAAUGAUCUGUAGGCCUACAGCAGUAGAUAUACUACAGUGAGCUAUGUCAAUAAUCCAGUGAUAAUACAUGCAUGUAGUGUGGAUGAGGUGAUUGAUUGGCAACCCUCUGUGCUGUUGAUUUGUUCCAGAGACGUGUUCCCUCAAGGUCUGCCAGAUGAAUAUGCCUUUGUGACGACUUUCAAGUUCAGGAAGACCUCGAGACGGGAGGACUGGUACCUCUGGCAGAUCUUUGACAAGUAUGGAAUUCCACAGGUGGGUUAUCAUAGUGGUGUGUGUGUCAACAGACCCCAUGCUGAGUCCAUUUGAUUGCCAAUUGCAGGGCUGGCACACAGACAGAGAUGCAUGACUAUUAUUUUCCUGAUCAUUUAUGACAUUGAAUAUCAUAGAACAUGUUAUAUUUGCCUAUCACAUGCAUAUGAGAAUCCUUUCAUUAUUAACAUAUUCAACUUUAUUCACUUGAUCCUUCCACCGUCGCUCCUACCCAGGUGUCUAUCCGUCUGGACGGUGAGAACAAGGCAGUGGAAUACAACGCAGUGGGGCUGACCAAAGACGCAGUGAGAGCUGUGUUCAAGAACGAGGAGGUGGACAACCUGUUCGACAGGAACUGGCACAAGAUAGCCCUGAGCGUUGAGGCCAAGGCUGUGUCUCUCUACCUGGACUGUAAACUCAUCCAGACCCUGCCCAUCGGGGACAGGGAGGAUAUCGACAUCCACGGGAAGACUGUGAUCGGGAAGAGGCUGUACGACAGCGUGCCAAUUGAUGUGAGUGGCUGGGUGUUACAAAUAUCAGGGUUGAGGUUAAGAGCAGUGGGAAGGUCAGGGUAUUGGAAGUAUGCUACAGCAUGUGGUGGAACAACAUGAUGGAUUAAAGCUACAAUUUGUAACUUUUUGGGCAACCCAACCAAAUUCACAUAGAAAGGUGUGAUAUAGAUAUGUCAUUCUCAUUGAAAGCAAGUUUAAGAAGUAGUAGAUCUGUUCUAUGUGCCCUAUUUCUUUGCUUCCCAAUCUUAAGUUUGUUUUUGCAUCUUUUACUUUCGGUUUUGUACACCAGCUUCAAACAGCUGAAAAUACAAUAUUUCUGGUUAUGGAAAAUAUAUUUCACAGCGAUUUAGAUGGUACAAUGAUUCUCUACACUGUACUUGCUUGUUUUGUCACAUAAACUGAAAUUAGGCGAACUAUUAGAUUUUUAGCAACCAGGAAAUGGCAUCGAGAUUUCUGCAUAGUGCAUCUUUAAGGAAGAACUGUUUAUAUUGUAUUUCUAGACUAGUGUCCAUCUUGUGAUUCUGUGUUCAUUUACUGUACUGUAGUGUACAUUUUGCUUACUUUGUGACUUUCUGUCCCUGCAGUUUGACCUUCAGAGGAUGAUGAUCUACUGUGACUCCAAACACGCUGAGCUGGAGACCUGCUGUGAUCUGCCCACUGGGCCGGUGAGUCAGACAGUCAGACAGACAGGGCACCUGUCUCUGUGGUAGGCCACUCCAGGAGCAUGUCUGCCAUGGUUCUCAUACUCACCUUACAGUGGUGAGCCACCCCAGUGAAUCAGCCAAUCAUCUGUCACUGUGGUGGGCCUGGGCCCCUCUCCUGAGAGACAUUUUUCCCUUUUCUCCUUUUCUCUGUCCUGUCAACUUACCUGGCUCACCUUUCCACGGUAACACUUUUAAAUUCCAGUGCCCCAAGAAGGUGGUGACGGAGGCCCCUCCCAUAGAGAUCCCCACCCCCACCCCUGCAGGGGUGGAGCAGCAGAGAGGACCCCAGGCGGUCAACUGCUCCUGUCCCGCUGGAGAGAGGGUAAGAUGCAUAGGUCAAAAUUCAAUCAUAGGCCAUAGCUCCUCUAUGCCUUACAAUGGAAAUGUGUUUGACGGUUUCCAAAGAUCUGUUUAUUUAAUGUUUUACUCAUAUGCAAAAGAGGUCUCAUUUUCAAUGUGACUACCUGAUGAAAUAAUGGAUCAAUAAAUGUUCCUUCCCCACAGGGAGAGAUCGGUGUACCUGGCGUUGCCGGUCCCAAGGGUGUA
Messenger RNA from Coregonus sp. 'balchen', 3554 nucleotides. Lineage: Eukaryota; Metazoa; Chordata; Actinopteri; Salmoniformes; Salmonidae. The record is from the annotation of a GenBank genome assembly.